AUGGGCGCCGCCAUCUUGUUCUCCGAAGGAGGCCGGUGGCCGCCGCCAUCUUGGAGCGAGAACGAGGCCGGCCGGAGGGACGGCCGCGCGCGGGAGCCGUUGCCGGGCCGGGCCAGGCUGGCGCCCCCCGGCGAUGACGCGGCCCCCGCGGCCGGGCCCCCCCCCGCCCCGCUCCGGCCCGGGGCCCCGCCCCCCCGUGCGCUGCCCGCCCUGGACCUGUCGCUCAGCCCCGCGCGCGCCGGGGGCGGGAUCCUGCGGCGGCGGCGGCGCGCGGCGGGGGGGCGCGAGGGGAGCCGCCAGGUCCGUUUCCUGCUGGGCUCUGCCCCGGACGACGCGCCCCCCAGCCCGGAGCCCCCGGCCCCCCGCCCCGCCCCUGGCCCCGGCCUGGCGGAGGCGACGACGGGGCUCGGGGGGGCUGCGGGGGACCUGGCCGCCCCCGAGCUGCACACCAGCCUGGCCCUGGGCGAGGAGGUUCGGGCGGCCGCCCACCAGGGCUUCGACGCCCACCGGGCCGCCCAGGAGCUGCUGGGCACGUCCUUCCUCGCCCGCUGCAGCGUGGAGGCCAAGGCGGCCGCAGGUAUGAACAUCCCGCGGGAGCAGCAGCUGUACCAGGGGCUCGUGAGCCUGCAGGUGCCUGCAGAGGAGGUGCUGAGCUGCGCCCUGCAGGAGAAACUGUCACUUGUCCGAUCGCAGCCUGAACCCCACAGGGAGCCCGCCCCCGAAGGCCCGGACCUGCUGAUGUUCUACGAGCCCCGGGAGCUGUUCGCGGAGACCCCGUACUUGGGCGUGGAGGGGCUGCCCCCCCUGCGGCUCCAGCCCCACGUCCGACCCCCGGCCUCCACCUUCCUCAUGUUCCGCAAGCUCCAGCAGUGGGAGGCCUAGCGGGGCUGGGACGCGGCGGCUGCCCCCCAAAGAGACUGGUUCCGUGGGGGGGGGGGUCUCGCCCCCCCCCCCCAUCUUACCCCUGUGGUUCUCACCCUUUGUACCUGCCCCACAAUAAACCCCCCUCUGGACUCGGCUCUGGUGCCUGAAGAUUGGG
Molecule: messenger RNA, 1039 nt
Organism: Mauremys mutica (yellowpond turtle)
Lineage: Eukaryota; Metazoa; Chordata; Testudines; Geoemydidae
Gene: PPP1R35
Product: protein phosphatase 1 regulatory subunit 35
Exons: 5
Coding region: 1-882 (293 amino acids)
Biological process (GO): negative regulation of phosphatase activity
Molecular function (GO): phosphatase binding
Source: RefSeq, a predicted model, not a curated record